This is a messenger RNA of Kluyveromyces marxianus DMKU3-1042, 1638 nucleotides long. RefSeq names its product PEX28-32 family peroxisomal membrane protein (gene PEX30). NCBI's taxonomy places the organism in Eukaryota, Fungi, Ascomycota, Saccharomycetes, Saccharomycetales, Saccharomycetaceae. The coding region runs from base 1 to 1638 and encodes 545 amino acids. Gene Ontology annotation, cellular component: peroxisomal membrane. The transcript has a single exon. The record is from RefSeq and is a predicted model, not a curated record. Gene Ontology annotation, biological process: peroxisome organization.
AUGAGCGAUAGCAAGGAAACUAGAGCUCAAUUCUUAGAUACAGAUAAGGACGAGAGUAAGGUGAGUGGGAAAGCUAGUCAGACUCUCCGUAGUGCUUUGAAGAAGCAGGAGAAGGAGAAACAAAAACGAGGACAAGGGAAGGAUGGCGGCGAUGUAGAUAGUGGAAAAAAAGAUGAUGACGAAAAAAUUGUUGACUCGUCACCAUUGUUGAAUAGUACACCACCAACCGUUUCCAAGGCUCUAGUAAAGCUUUACCCUUAUCUGAUUCUUUGUAAUGAGAUUUUGAGUUUAGUCACUUGGACUGGUGACGAUGUUUGGAAAAGUGUUUUGAUGGUGAUAUGCUAUAUAACAACGGUACUAUACUUCCAAGUUGUGGUAAGAUAUUUUGGACACUUCUUGUUUGUAGGACUUUUGUGGGGUUACUCAGCGCUUGACAACUUUGUGGAGGAUACUAUUAAGGAGAAACCAACAUUGGAUGAUAUUGUGCAUGUUAUUACGUGUGUAUACACCAAGGCAGAUUUGCUACUUUCCCCAUUGUCUGUUUGGACCACCAAUGAUAUUAAAAGACUCUUGCUAACAAUGGCUUUCUUAUCGCCCAUAUACGUGAUAGUAUCGAUCUUUAUUUUUUCAUCACAAAAAUUGGUAUUAAUAUUAGGGAUAUACCUACUGACAUACCACUCUUCAUGGUCCCGGGUUACAAGAAGAUUAUUAUGGAAGCUAAAAAUAGUUAGACUACUGGUAUUUUACAUUACUGGGUUGGAUUUGAGCGGUGUUAACAAACAUCAAGGUGGAAUCUUUGCUGCAGUUCAUAAGAAAGUGAAAAAACUGUCAUCGAACUCUCUUAGUGCAGCUGACGCAGAUGAUGGGAAACCUAUUAGGUUCACAUAUGUUUUAUAUGAAAAUCAGAGACGUUGGCUAGGUAUUGGUUGGACGGCGAAUAUGUUGACUUACGAGAGAAGCUCCUGGACAGAUGAAUUUUUGAACGAAGCCCCCUCACCUGAGCAAUUCAAACUUCCAGAAGAAGCGAGUGGAAUGGCUUGGAGGUGGGUGGAUAAGACUUGGAGGCUUGAUAUGACAAACGAUGGUGCCAUUCAGCUAUCGAGUUCGAGACCAAAAACUACAGCCUCCCCUGGCAAAGAUGAUGGAUUUAUUUAUUAUGACAAUACAUGGAAGAAGCCUUCCACUGAGGACUCUUAUUCAAAAUAUACUAGGCGUCGUAGAUGGAUAAGAACAGCAGAAUUGAUAAGAACAGAUAGUUUAUCUACAGUGGAGUCAUCCACAGAUUCUGUUGAUGGUGGUUCAGCACAACAAACAUCCGGAAGCGAAAGAAGGAAAAGUGUUAGAAUAGAAGAGCCCGAUAAUGGCUCAACAGGUUCGAUUAGCAACCAAUCUAAUAAUUCAAGAAAAGUAUCAUUUAGCGAGACAAGUGACGUACGGAUCAUACCCGAUAGCUCUUUCGAGGGGACCGGAGAUGCAGAUGAUGAGAAUAAUUCUGAAGUCAUAGAAAACAGUGCUAAUGAAAACUUCCAACGUAUUGAAACACCUAGCGGCUUAAAAACGAGGACCGCUCAGACACAACCGUCUACCGACAAACAGGUGGAUCAAGAUGAAUCCUCCUCUACAACAACUAAAGUCUAA